Molecule: messenger RNA, 2393 nt
Organism: Daphnia pulicaria
Lineage: Eukaryota; Metazoa; Arthropoda; Branchiopoda; Diplostraca; Daphniidae
Gene: Non1
Product: GTP-binding protein 4-like
Exons: 2
Coding region: 128-2029 (633 amino acids)
Biological process (GO): ribosomal large subunit biogenesis
Cellular component (GO): nucleolus
Molecular function (GO): GTPase activity; GTP binding; RNA binding
Source: RefSeq, a predicted model, not a curated record
UUUUCUUGUGUCUUCUUUCUUUUCGUUGCACGUGUGAGCAGUGGGCUGCGCCAUUGCUGAAUAUUUCAGAGAAUUUCUCUGAAAAAAGUGUAAUUUUCAAUAGUGCGACACUCUUACCAUCAACAAAAUGACGUCGCAAUACAAUUUCAAAAAGAUUGUCAUCGUUCCGACGGCGAAGGAUUUUAUCGACAUCGUCUUGUCGAAAACCCAACGAAAGACGCCAACUGUAGUCCACAAGCAGUACAAGAUUUCUCGUAUCCGUCAAUUCUACAUGCGCAAAGUCAAGUUUUCCCAGCAGACCUUUCAUGACAAAUUGUCCACCAUUCUGACCGAUUUCCCCAAGCUGGACGAUAUUCAUCCCUUCUAUGCUGAUUUGAUGAAUGUUCUCUACGACAAGGAUCAUUACAAAUUAGCUCUUGGUCAGAUCAACAUUGCCCUGCAUUUGAUUGACAAUGUCUCCAAAGAUUAUGUCCGCCUUCUCAAGUACGGUGACUCCCUGUACCGCUGCAAGCAGCUCAAGAAGGCAGCCUUGGGUCGCAUGGCCACCAUCAUGAAGAGGCAAGCGCAGAGUCUUCAAUAUCUGGAGCAGGUCAGGCAGCAUCUCUCCCGUCUGCCUUCCAUUGACCCAAAUACCCGGACACUGCUUAUCUGUGGAUUCCCCAAUGUCGGCAAAUCCAGCUUCAUCAACAAGAUCACUAGGGCAGAUGUUGAAGUCCAGCCUUACGCUUUCACGACCAAGUCGCUCUUUGUUGGGCAUACUGAUCAUCGCUACCUGCGUUGGCAGGUGGUGGACACCCCAGGAAUUUUGGAUCACCCUCUCGAAGAUCGUAACACCAUUGAAAUGCAGGCCAUUGCUGCCUUGGCCCAUCUGAGAGCUGCUAUCCUCUACGUCAUGGACAUUUCAGAGCAAUGUGGCCACACCAUUGAACAGCAAGUGGCACUCUUUGAGAGCAUCAAGCCUCUCUUUGCCAACAAGCCAUUGCUCGUGGUGCUGAACAAGACAGAUGUCAUCCGUCUGGAGGAGCUGAAUCCUGAACAAAAGGCCUUGAUUCAAGGUUUCAUUAAUGACGACAUCCCCGUUAUGGAAAUGUCGACAUUCAGCGAAGAAGGAGUGAUGAAUGUCAAAACGGAAGCCUGCGAACGCUUGCUGUCCCACAGAAUCGAGGUGAAGAUCAAGAGCAAGAAGGUGGAAGGCAUUCUCAACCGACUGCACGUGGCUCUGCCUAAACCUCGCGACGGAUGCACACGUCCGGCCUUCGUGCCCGAGAAGGUGAUUGAAAAACGUCUGGAGAAGGGACCCAAGAUCAAAAAGAAGACGGAACGCGAUCUCGAGGUUGAGCAGGAAGACGAUUACUCGCUGGAUUUGAAAAAGAAUUACGACCUACCGGCCGACUUCAAAUACGACGUCAUUCCUGAAUUCUGGGAAGGCAAGAACAUCGCCGACUACAUCGACCCUGACAUCAUGGCCAAGCUGGAGGAGCUGGAGCGCGAGGAAGAGCUGCGGGUUGAAUCCGGAGUCUACGAAAAGGAGGAAGAAGAGAUGGACGAUGAAGAGAAGGAGAUCCACCGGUUAGCUGGCAAGAUUCGCGAGAAGAAGGCCAUCAUCGCCAUCGAGGGUCGUAUCGGUCGCAGCGGAGGUGCCCCCGUGAUGCCCCGCGCUGGACGCAAGCGCGAGCGUUCCGUCAGCCGUUUGCGUUCCGAGUUCGAGGAACUCGGCGUCGACAUGAGCAACAAGAGUGGCGCUCACUUCUCUCGCACUAAAUCGCGCUCGGCCAGCCGUCCGCCCAUCAAGAAGGCCCGCGCCGAUUCUGCCGGACGCGUCAGCUCGUCGUCUCGCGUCACUCCGCGCGACCAGUCGGGCAUCCGCAACGUUGAGCUCAAGGCCAAGGCCAAGAAGAUGGGUCACAAAGCGCAGGGCAAGAUGAAUCAAUUCGGUAAGGCUGGUGAAGCCGAUCGACACAUUGCAGUCAAGAUGCCCAGACAUCUUUACUCCGGCAAGCGCGGCAUUGGUAAAACCGAUCGCCGUUAAAAGACAGAGAAAUUGUAAGAAUUAAAAACAACAUCCGAAACGAUUACGAAGAAGAGGAAUCCAACGAGACUGAUGCCCCGGCUCCUGGAGUUUGUUGGAGAGGCCAAGGUUGAAUAUGACGUCUUAUCACAUCAAAAGUCCCUGAUUGCCUCUGCUGAGUUCAUCAAUUCUCAAAAAAGGUCCUGUGCUUUUUUGUUGUUUUAAAUGUGCCACUUCCAGCCCUCUCUCGGUUCAUGUCUACUCUUUUUAAUUGUCGUGUUUUUCUUUUCAGCGUGUUUUUGUUAUAAAUUCGACCGCUGUGGAAAAUAUUUCAAUGAAAGAAAAGAAAAAUAGUACACCGUGUUGGCGUCAGUCUCGAUAAAAA